This is a messenger RNA of Drosophila suzukii, 953 nucleotides long. It is a transcript of the gene Prosbeta4R2, whose product is annotated as Proteasome beta4 subunit-related 2. Gene Ontology annotation, cellular component: proteasome core complex; proteasome core complex, beta-subunit complex; cytosol. The record is from RefSeq and is a predicted model, not a curated record. NCBI's taxonomy places the organism in Eukaryota, Metazoa, Arthropoda, Insecta, Diptera, Drosophilidae. Gene Ontology annotation, biological process: proteasomal protein catabolic process.
AUGGCGAUGGAGACUAUUUUGGGGAUCAAGGGGACCGACUUUGUGAUGCUAGCCUCGGAUACAAUGCAGGCCAAAUCCCUAGUCUUCAUGAAGGAUGAUCAGUCAAAAAUACACCGCCUCUCGGACUUCAACAUGAUGGCCAUGGUUGGCGAUGGUGGCGAUUCGAUACAGUUCACGGACUUCAUCUCGAAGAACAUGCACCUGUACAAGAUUGCCCACGGCUAUCACCUGAGUGCCAAGGCAGCGGCCCAUUUCACACGGAAGACGCUGGCGGAUUACAUCAGGACUAAUACCAGGUACCAGGUGGCCAUGCUGCUGGCAGGAUACGAUGCCACCGAAGGUCCUGACCUCCACUACAUCGAUACCUAUGGUGCAGCGCAGUCCAUCAAUCAUGCAGGUCAUGGAUGGGGCAGCAUGUUCUGCGGUAGCAUCCUGCAGAGGUUCUGGCACUCGAAUAUCAGCCAAGCGGAUGCCUAUUCCCUGAUGAGGAAGUGCGUCCUGGAGAUCCAGAGGCGCCUGAUCAUCAACCAGCGAAACUUCGAGGUCUACGUGGUGGACGGCAAGGGAAUGCGCAAGAUGGAGGCCAUCAAUCCGGGAUCCCUGAGCAAGGAGUCUAUCAGCCUAAGUUGGUAGAGCGGGGAACAUUUAAAACCUAGUUCGUACUUUACAUCCUCUAAUAUCUAAUAAUUGAGCCCAUGGUUUUUCGGCAAACUUUCGCUGCGAUGCUCGAACAAUUUCCCAGGGAUUAGUCGACGUGACCGGUUUGGAUUCGAGUGGUCGGGAGGAGGGUAAGUCGGGUUAGCCGGGUGGCUGCUACAUGCCAUGGUCGACUGCCUCCGUGUAUUAGCAUAUGUGGCCAGCGCUUGUUCUCCAUGGGAGCCAUCUGUCUGGAUGCGGGUGGCUCUGUGUUUGUUUGCGCAACAACGACAAAAGUUGCACUCGAGAAAAAAUGA